AUGACGCCUCUACGGUAUUUGGUUCCGGCCGCGCUCCGGUUGUCGGCACACGUGCUUGGCGCAAACCUGCUCGCUUCACACUACACUGGCAAGAUCUACUCGUUGCUUUACGGGAGCAAUGGCUCCUUGGCAGUCACAGGCUCGGCUACUGGUUGUGGAUUGCUGCCUGCUUGGUUGCACCUGGAUCCAGAGAGCAAGACGGUGUACUCGGUUGACGAGAGCUGGUAUGGGAGUGGGCUGCUGGCAUCGUAUACUGUUGACACCAACGGCGUUUUGACACAGACUGGCAGCCUCGCCACCAAGGGAGCCAGUGUCCAUGGCACGCCCUACGGCGGUGAGAAUGGUGCUUGUGACCCGUCUACACUUACGACAUACGAGCUUCCGCUCACGGAGGGCGCAUCGGUAUUGCAGAUGCUGCAGUUCAACAUGUCCGCGCCAGGCCCGAAUCCGCGACAGAACGCGCCACACCCGCAUUCGACGGUGUUGGACCCGACCGGGAAGUUCAUCGUCGUCCCAGACCUCGGCGCGGACCUGAUCCGCGUCUUCAGCAUCGACUCGGCGACCGGCAACCUGACAGCAUGCGCCCCCGGCGUAGCAGACCCAGGCGACGGCCCCCGCCACGCUGCCUGGUGGGCUCCCAGCGUCGACUCGACAGCCGGCCAGAUGCUGUACACCGUCAACGAGCUCGGCAACUCCGUCUCCGCCUGGGCAGUGUCCUACCCGGACGACGGCUGCCUCGCCCUCACCAAGCAGCAGACCCUCUCCACCUACGCCGCCGGCACCACACCCCCCGACGGCUCCAAGGCUGCCGAGGUGCACGUCGCGGGCGACUUCCUGUACGCGGCCAACCGCGCGGACCAGACGUUCGGCGCAGAGCAGGACUCGCUGGCGACGUACGCGAUCGACGCGGCCUCGGGGGCGAUAUCGUGGGUCGAGGCGACCAACGCGCACGCCUGGUUCCCUCGCACGUUCUCGAUCAACGCGGCGGGCGACCUGGUCGCCGUCGGAGGGCAGACGAGCAGUAAUGUGGCGAUCAUCAGUCGGAACCCGGCGACGGGCAGGCUGGGGGGCCUGGUGGCUAGUGUGUUGGUUGCGACGCCGGGGACGGAGCAGCAAGAGGACGGGCUUAGUGCUGUUAUUUGGGUUGAGUAG
This is a messenger RNA of Anthostomella pinea, 1152 nucleotides long. Lineage: Eukaryota; Fungi; Ascomycota; Sordariomycetes; Xylariales; Xylariaceae. The record is from the annotation of a GenBank genome assembly.